Ornithorhynchus anatinus (platypus) is the source of this 2251-nucleotide messenger RNA. It is a transcript of the gene ADAM33, whose product is annotated as ADAM metallopeptidase domain 33. The transcript has 15 exons. Bases 72 to 1835 code for a protein of 587 amino acids. The record is from RefSeq and is a predicted model, not a curated record. Gene Ontology annotation, molecular function: metalloendopeptidase activity. Lineage: Eukaryota; Metazoa; Chordata; Mammalia; Monotremata; Ornithorhynchidae. Gene Ontology annotation, biological process: proteolysis.
CCCGCCACCUCCGCCACCUCCGCCUCCGCCCGCACAGGGCCAAGCGGGACGCCUGGCGGACCCUCAAGUACAUGGAGCUGUUCAUCGUGGCCGACCACAGCUUGUUCCUGAAUCAGCAGCGAGACCUGGGCCGCACGAAACAGCGCAUCCUGGAGAUCGCCAACUACGUGGACAAGUUCUACAGGUCGCUGAACAUCAAGGUGGCGUUGAUCGGGCUGGAGGUGUGGACCGAACGGGACCAGUGUCGGGUGACCAGCGACGCCAAUGCCACGCUCUGGGCUUUCCUGCAGUGGAAGAAGGGGCUGAAGGCCCGGAGGCAGCACGACAACGCCCAGCUGCUCACGGGGAGGCCGUUCCAAGGGACCACCAUCGGCAUGGCCCCGCUAGAAGGCAUGUGCAGCGCGGAGAACUCGGGAGGGGUCAGCGCGGACCACUCGGAGCUGCCCAUCGGGGCGGCCGCCACCAUGGCCCACGAGAUCGGCCACAACUUCGGCAUGAGCCACGACGGCGAGGGCUGCUGCGUGGAGGCCACGCCGGACCAGGGCGGCUGCGUCAUGGCCGCCGCCACCGGGCACCCGUUUCCCCGCGUGUUCAGUUCCUGCAGCCGCAAUCAGCUCCUGAGCUUCUUCCAGAAAGGCGGCGGCAUGUGCCUCUUCAACGCCCCUAACACCAAGGAGCUGGUGGUGGGUCGGAAAUGUGGCAACGGCUUCCUGGAGGAGGGCGAGGAGUGCGACUGUGGAGAGGGCCAGGAGUGCACCGAUCCCUGCUGCAACGCCCACAACUGCACCCUCAGGGCGGGUGCCGAGUGCGCCCAUGGAGACUGCUGUGCCAACUGCCAGCUGAAGGCGGCGGGCACCCCGUGCCGGGAGCGGGCGGGGGGCUGUGACCUGCCCGAGUUCUGCACGGGCACGUCCCCCCACUGCCCGCCCAACGUCUACCUGCUGGACGGCUCGGCCUGCGCCCACGGGGACGGCUACUGCGGAGAGGGCCUGUGUCUCACGCACCAGAGCCAGUGCGAGCAGCUCUGGGGCCCAGGUGCCAGUCCGGCCCCCGACGCUUGCUUCCGGGACGUGAACACGGCCGGCGACCCCUACGGCAACUGCGGCAGGGACGGUCAGGGCAAUUACGUCCCCUGCGAGAGGAGGGAUGCCAAGUGCGGCAAGAUCCAGUGCCAGAGCCCGGCCAGGAAGCCUCGGGGUCCCAACACGGUGUCCAUGGAUACCACCAUCCGCCACAACGGCCGCGAGCUGACCUGCCGCGGCGCCUUCAUGUACCCGGCCGCCCGCCCCGGCCAGCAGGGAGACCUGCCCGACCCGGGCCUCGUGCUGGCCGGCACCAAGUGUGGGGACGGAAGGGUGUGCCAGGAUCGGCGCUGUGUCAACGCAUCCUUCCUAGAACUGGAGCGGUGCAGGGGGCGAUGCCACGGGCACGGGGUCUGCAACAGCAACAAGAACUGUCACUGUGAAGCCGGCUGGGCUCCUCCCUUCUGCGACCAGCCGGGUCAAGGGGGCAGCCCGGACAGCGGCCCCGUGCAGCCGGACGGACACCCGGCGGUGCUGGUGGCCCUCCUGCCGGUCGCCUUGCUGCUGCUGCUCCCCGGGGCCGGGCUGGCCUUCUGGUGCUACCGUCGCCCCGACUCCCCACUGCACGGGUGGCUGCGUGGCCUACAGGGCGGCGGCCGGAACUGCCGGACCCGGGCCUCGGCCCCCCAAGCCAGCAGGGGCCACGCCAACGCGGCCUUCACCAUGCAGAACCUCCCCCCGCCUGCCCAGCCCGCCGGCGCCCCCCGCAAGGUGAGCCGCACCUGGACCCCGUCCAUCCAUCCUAUUUACUGAGCGCUUACUGCCCGCAGAGUCCCGCGCUGAGCGCCUGGGCGAGCGGUGACGGUGCUCGUUAAGCGCCUUGCGUGGGGCCGAGCACUGGUCUAGGCCCUGGGGCACGUACGGCUCAAUCAGGUCAGACCCGGUCCCUGCCCCACGUGGGACUCACCGUCUCCAUCCCCGAUGAGGCGACCGAGAUCCGGGAAAGGACUUGCCCGAGGUCACCCGGCAGACACGUGGCGGAGCCGGGAUCAGAACCCAGAUCCUCCCGACUCCCAGGCCCGGGCUCCAGCCAUUAAGCCACAUCGCUUCUCAACCGAGCGACAGCGGAACGGACGCCUCCCCGGCCCUCGAUGAGUUUACGGUCCGGAGGGGGAGGCGGUCAUCAAUAUCAAUAAAUAAAUUCCCGAGGAGGGGAGGGGAGAAGAGCA